AUUCAUGACUGACAUUCUCAAACUUGUCCAAAUCCAAUCAAUUUCCAUUUGGUCACGUAACUAACCACUUUCAUAACUCGUAAUGAACCCUAGCUGCUGCUACUCCUAUUAAUGGCACAAUUCCUCUUCUGAAAAAAACAAGAAAGUAUGUACAUGUAUUUCAUAUACUUUGUUUCAACACUUCUCAUAAACAGAAUUUGAAACUUAAUUUUGCAUUCGCCCAAUUUCAUCACCAAUUGCAGUAUCCCAGAGGCAAAAUCAUGAAUUACUUCAGGGCAUUCUUGAACAGUCCUGUUGGCCCUAAAACAACUCACUUUUGGGGUCCUAUGGCCAACUGGGGAUUUGUCAUUUCUGGAGUGAUGGAUUCACAGAAGCCUCCAGAUGCAAUAUCUGGCAACAUGACUUCAGUGUUAUGUGUAUAUUCAAUAUUGUGUAUGAGAUUUGCAUGGAUGGUCCGUCCUCGCAAUUAUCUUCUUCUUGCUUGCCAUGCUUCAAAUGAGUCAGUGCAGCUCUAUCAAUUCUCACGUUGGAUAAAGCAUCAACGGUACUUGUCUCAGAAGGAAGAGAACAUUUCUUCAUGACUUAAAGUUCAGUUCUUUUCAUCAUCCAACAAUUCGACAACCAAAAAAGAAAGAAGAACAAAAAAAGUUGUAUCGUACUACAAAAGAGUUGGUUAUCCGUGAGGCAUCGAUUGUACAAGAGUGUCAAAUGGAUAGAAUGAGGCAAAGAGGCUGACUGAUGAUAGCUCCAGUGUGUCUCCUAUCUAAAUAUGGAGCACCAGGAUAUUGAGAAUUGAAGGAAAAUCACAUUGUUCUUGAAUUAACAGUUUAACUAUGAUUAGCAUGAGAUAAACCUUUAUGUUACAAUUUGCUACUAUCAUUCUUCAAUGGCACAUGCCCCUUAUCAUCUUGCUUUCUGGA
Molecule: messenger RNA, 920 nt
Organism: Solanum dulcamara
Lineage: Eukaryota; Viridiplantae; Streptophyta; Magnoliopsida; Solanales; Solanaceae
Product: mitochondrial pyruvate carrier 1-like
Exons: 5
Coding region: 261-581 (106 amino acids)
Biological process (GO): pyruvate import into mitochondria
Cellular component (GO): mitochondrial inner membrane
Source: RefSeq, a predicted model, not a curated record